This is a messenger RNA of Dujonia railenensis, 1464 nucleotides long. NCBI's taxonomy places the organism in Eukaryota, Fungi, Ascomycota, Pichiomycetes, Serinales, Debaryomycetaceae. The record is from the annotation of a GenBank genome assembly.
AUGGAUAAGGAUACUGGUCGACUAGAUGACAGCGAAAAGAUAGAUCCAUCGAAGGUCCACAAACCAACUGGUUUGCCAUUGAACAGCAACGGUGAGCUUGAUCCACAGAGCUUAUUCGAAUUGGUGUCUAAGCACUAUAAUUCUUGGCUGAAUGCAAUAGAUAAACAAUUCGAAGACGAUGAGAAUUUCCUGCCGUUUCCGAAUGAGAAUAUGCCCAGCAUCAGCAGAAGCGAUGCCAACGGUUCUCAGCAGCCUAUAUUUGAUUACAGCUUACUCGAAGCCUUGGAUAAGGUGUCGUCAGAAUUGGUACGAGAUCAAAAGAUCCAAGACGUGACAGAAGAAGCUGAAGAAGUAGAGGGGAACGGGAAUGGUAAACUGGAUGGAUUGUCAGAGAAAAAGAUGGCCGAAAUUAAGAAAAUGGAAGUCAUUGAGAGAAUUCAGAGGAAGUACUUAGCCAAGAGAGAACAAGAAAAGAAGAGACAACGGUCUCAGGAACAAACCCUGUCACAGCCUCAACAGAGAGCUCUUGACGACAACAACACUCUCCUCCAAGAGUCAGAAAUCAAUUAUCUUCAGGAUAAGAUUGCACAGAUAUUCAAAUCGAACAAUGUAGCCAUGCCCAAACGUGAGGGUUUUUCUUUAUAUGAUACUCAGGACGAAGAAGGACUUCAUGAGGGGAAUGCUGACAGCGAGUUUGACGGCGAUGACGAUGAAAUUGAGGAUGUUGUAGAUGAAGGACAAAAUGACUACGAUAUUGGAGAAAUACUGGACUCGAUGUACUACGAUUAUCAUCCUACUCACCAUAUUGAGGUGGAACUUAACACUGAGAACGGCGAAAACAGUUCAAGAACAGUGUUCAAUAAUCAAUAUGAUUAUGAGGACGAUGGAGGCCCAUCAUGCGAAUUCACAUUUGAGUACGAUCCCAGCGGAAAGUUGAUUCCCACGCACAGUAACGUCGAAGAGAAGCUUAGACUCAUGAGCCUCGAGUCUAGAAUGAGAAUUGGGAAGAUGUUAGACCAGAAGGAAGAGGAAAUCUUGAACAAAAUACAACCUGGUUCCGGUGGAGCUUCUGGAUCUAGCAAGAAGAAAAAGAAGAAUAAGAACAAGAACAAGGGUUCAGUGAACGAACAAAUAGAAAAGCCUGAUCCGAGCUGUUGUUUAUUCUGUGAAUACGAAACCAUAUACGGUAUGAGACCAAGGCAAAUGAUUAAAUGGUACGACCAUAAAAUGAGGCAAGAGGAGAUUAGAAGAGAUGAGAUCAGAAAGAAGCUUGAGAGCGCCAAGCUGAAGGCAUUAAAGAAACAGAGGGAGUUAAGACAACGACAACAUCAACAAUUGCAGCAACAGCAGCAGCAGCAGCAACAGCAAAUACUUCAACAGCAACUUCAACAGCAACAGCAACAGCAACAGCAAGAUGAACGACACGAAGUAGAGCAGCACACACAGGUAGUGCACGAAAGAUGA